AUCCAGAACAUGCUCUAUCCAGCCUUGUCGCCAAUCGGCGACACUUUGGGAUAUCCCAAAUGUGCUUCUUCCGGUGCAGCCACGUGCGCUGAUUGGUACCACGGUGCAGUCAAUCAACAUGAUUGACAGGACCGCAAACAGUCAUUUUCACGCCCAGUUUUCCAUAUUUGGUUCGAACACGCUAGACCUCGCGAGACUUCGAGUUACGAGAGUUUAAAAAGUUAGAAAGAACUUCUCGCGGGCUGGAUGCAUGCUGGCGUAUCCAGAGGACACUUUCCACCGAAAUGCUGAUCAGUAGAGCAGAGGCCGAUGCCCUGCUCUACUACCUGGGCAGGGCCACACAAAAGUCGGUUGACUGGGGACAUGAGGUGUUCCAGAUUCUGUCCACCAAGGAACACAACGGCGCCCCCUUCGGCCUGAGGGGAAGUGAGGAGUCCAAACGACAGACUUUGAACUUUCAACGCAAGGCGAGGGCAUAUACAUGUGUGGAGGGGCAGCUUCGGAAGAAAGACAAACUGGUGAUGAUCCAGGAAGACUUCAAGGAGGUCAUGCGGCUUUACCAUGAUGGCGCCUCACAUCCUGGUAUCACUGCCAUGAAACGGAAGCUUUCAACAGUUUAUGACCAUUAUGAUGCGGCAAAGGUUGCAGAGUAUGUGAACAACUGCACAGUUUGCCGCACAUACAAGGCUUCUAACACGGAUAUCCAACACAAUCAGCCAAUCAGCAUUAACAGGAUGUUCCGAAGACUUGGAAUUGACUUCACAACUAUAGACUUCCACGAUGGUACACCCAAAAAAAGGGUUCUGUAUGCAAUUGACUAUUUCAGCAGAUUUGCCUGGGGCUGGGUGAUGCCCAAUACAGAUACCAAUGUGGAUGGACAGUUGCUAAGGUUCUACUCAAUCUCUGUCUCACUCUGGGGAUUGUAUGGGAGGAGUUACAGAGUGACAAUGGCAGCGAGUUUGUGUCACAUGUUGUCAGGUUGGUACAAUCAACUUUAAUAUCUUUCAAUGUCAUGUCUUACCCUACACAGUAUUGCACGCAGUGAAAUUAAAUUUUCAUCUUUA
This is a messenger RNA of Branchiostoma belcheri (Belcher's lancelet), 1064 nucleotides long. RefSeq lists its product as uncharacterized. The transcript has 5 exons. NCBI's taxonomy places the organism in Eukaryota, Metazoa, Chordata, Leptocardii, Amphioxiformes, Branchiostomatidae. The record is from RefSeq and is a predicted model, not a curated record. The coding region runs from base 285 to 998 and encodes 237 amino acids.